AUGUCGUCUAACGCCCCUAAGCGUGUUACCCUGCGCAGAUCAUGCCAAGCCUGCAUCCGAGGCAAGCGCCGUUGCGACCAACUCUGGCCGCGAUGUAGUCGGUGCCAGGCUCGGCGCGUCGACUGCGAAUACAUUAAUAUACCACUGCCAGCUGGGCCCGAUCCCUCCAGUGCCACGUUGCGUGUUGUACGCCGUGCAUCAUCCGUGUCCGAUCUGCCGAUCCACCGGCCGCUACCGUUGGUAAUUAUGAAAGGAUACGAUCGGGAAAUCAUUUCCUUCCUUAUAGCCGGAAUGCGAAGUUUUCCUACUGAAUUCGCGGAGAAUAUGAAGACGGACUUUAUCCAUCCGGACCUUUAUCAGAGUUCCGAGGCUUCAAUCGUGUUUCAAAAUGUCCGGACUCUCUGCAGACUCCAUUCUCAAGGGGACAACUCUACGUCCCUUACUCCUCUGUUACAGCAACACUGUGCAGAACUCCUUCGCAAGUCUGGUCGUUCAGCUAGCUUCCAAGAGCUUCUCGCAUGCAUCCAAUCACUACUGAUCCUACAGUGCAUUCUCAUCCUCGAUGAAAAAACAGAUCUUGGCCCCUAUUCGGAAACUAUCAGUAGUAUGUUGUCUAAUGUUGGGCGGCGUCUUUGGCAGAAAGCUCCUGCUCAACUCUCCCAUACUAUGAGUCCACGGGAAGCAUGGCUCUUCGCAGAGAGCGUUCGGCGGACGAUCAUUGUCGCGUUCAUGUUGCGCAGUGUAUAUUCGUUGCUGAAGAGAAACUACUCCGUCCGCACUCCGUUUGUCGACUCGCUGCCUUUCGAUGUUCGCACUACCUUGUGGGAUACAGAUCAUGCGGCCUGGGAUGACGCAACACCCGUAUCUUUGGAACACAUGGUUUCGUUGCAACAGUAUUCGACCAUGCUAGAGUCGGGUGCAGUCCACGGUAUCUCACCUUUCAGUGCUCUGAUCUUGGCUGCCUGUAAAGGCAAAGCUGUGUCCAACGUUCCUUAUCCGCCUGCUACAGGCUACAGGGCCUACUGA
Aspergillus nomiae NRRL 13137 is the source of this 1026-nucleotide messenger RNA. Its product is annotated as Zn(II)2Cys6 transcription factor domain-containing protein. The transcript has a single exon. The coding region runs from base 1 to 1026 and encodes 341 amino acids. The record is from RefSeq and is a predicted model, not a curated record. Gene Ontology annotation, biological process: regulation of DNA-templated transcription. NCBI's taxonomy places the organism in Eukaryota, Fungi, Ascomycota, Eurotiomycetes, Eurotiales, Aspergillaceae. Gene Ontology annotation, molecular function: zinc ion binding; DNA-binding transcription factor activity, RNA polymerase II-specific.